AUGAGGUGUCCUUAUUUCUAUUCAGAGCGGAGAAUAAUGUUAGUGCAGGGUUCAGAACAAUUAGUGCGGGACAACGGCGACUCCACUCAGCUCUGUCGCAAUCCCCGUCGCAAUCUCCAUUGCCGACCUGUACAGUAUAGCCAUGCCCGUCUACAGCAAGGAUCGAACAAUUCUCUUUCAAGCCCCAACUUUGCCGCCCUCCCUUCCCUUCACCUUCCUCUAUUCCAAGCCAUGGCUGCAUUUGUAGGUCCAUCCUUUACGUCGCUGGUAUCCGUCCCAACUCGUCGUCCCUGUACCGCUCGCUCGAUUUGCGUCCCACGCCGUUCCCGCUUGGAAGCAUCAACCAAGCCCGCCGAAAUCCCUGGAGGUUCGCAUCUGGAAUCCCUGUCUCAUGAGUCUGACUUGUCUCGUAGUCUUUCCAACUUGCGUUUUGGCUAUGAAAGCGAGUCCAUCUCUUCAUCACCGCAAUUGAUCCCCCCUUGUAAGCUGCGUUACCGCUGCGCUCAGGGUCAUAUAGUUUGCGCGAAACGUGGCUCCCUUGCGUGUCGCUUCUGCCCAACGUGUUGCCACCAAAUGGCAGACCCUUCUGUCUCCCACCGCGGUCGUCGCUUGUCUUUGUUUGAGGUGCAGGCGGUGGCGUUUUUGCGCGGCGGUACUCUAGUUUCUACUGAAUACAAGGAUGCGCGUACCCCGCUGGUGUGGAAGUGUGGCCAAGGUCACUUCUGGAAGGCCAGAUUGACAAACAUUAGGAAUGGAGGUUCAUGGUGCCCUGAAUGUGCAAGGCUCAGCAAGAAAUUGACUAUGAAAGACAUGCACCAGCUUGCUCGAGACAAGGAUGGUGUGUGUUUGAGCACCGAGUACAUUUCAGAAUACGUCAAGAUGAAAUGGCGGUGUAAAGAAGGUCAUGAAUUUCUCCUAGAGCCUAACAACAUGAGGCGGAAGCCCAACGGCGCAAGAAAGUCUUCUUGGUGUAAAUUAUGUCAAAAAAAGAAAGCCUCUCUUGAACGCAAAGAAAGGACAAGAGUUGAGGCUGAGAAACAAGCGAAGACCACAGUCGGUUCGCAACUAUAG
Messenger RNA from Chondrus crispus (carragheen), 1071 nucleotides. RefSeq lists its product as hypothetical. Lineage: Eukaryota; Rhodophyta; Florideophyceae; Gigartinales; Gigartinaceae. Bases 1 to 1071 code for a protein of 356 amino acids. The record is from RefSeq and is a predicted model, not a curated record. The transcript has a single exon.